AUGACAUCACUGCCUCCCGUCAACACGCUGUCGCACCUGCCUGAGGACGAGCUUGCCAAGGUGCUCGACCUGCUCUUCGAGCCGUCUCCGCCUCUCCACGCCCUCUCACUCCCAGUCCUUAGAUCUACAGUCUUCCCUACCUACGACAUCCUUAUCGUCGCCGUCAACGCGCAGCUAUCAGCUCUCGCGCAAUCGGACGACCCGAAAGAUAUCGAGAAGCUGUCCGAGAUACUAUGCUCGCAUCCACGACUAGGCGAGAAGAAGGUCGAAAGCGAGCAGAGCCGCGCUGAGCAGGCGCAACUGCAAAAAGGUGCCGAGGAGGAGAAGGAGCAGUUGGCGGCGCUGAACAGGGAGUAUGAAGAAAAGUUUCCGGGGCUGAGAUACGUCGUCUUCGUCAACGGCCGUGCGAGACCGGUCAUUAUGGAGAACAUGCGGGCACGCAUCGGCCGAGGUGAUAUCAAAGCUGAGCGUCAGGAAGCUAUACAGGCUAUGUGUGACAUUGCCAACGACCGGGCAUCGAAAAUGCAGAAAUAA
This is a messenger RNA of Didymosphaeria variabile, 534 nucleotides long. RefSeq lists its product as uncharacterized. The record is from RefSeq and is a predicted model, not a curated record. NCBI's taxonomy places the organism in Eukaryota, Fungi, Ascomycota, Dothideomycetes, Pleosporales, Didymosphaeriaceae. Bases 1 to 534 code for a protein of 177 amino acids. The transcript is spliced from 3 exons.